CUUGUCUACUGUCAAUUUAUAACACCUUGAUUUCGGGCCUGAAUCAGUAGUUAAUACUAGAUCUUAUCGGUGUAAUAGUUACAAACCUGAGAAGCUUGGUGACUCUUCUAGACUCGCAAUAUAUUGUCUAAUGUAGGUAAAAAUGAGUAACAUGAGUAACGUUAUAUGACUAGAUCUACGAAAGCUUGUCACGUAACGUUCGAUUAAUUAGGGUUCACCUGGCCACGGGCCGGGAAGACUCCCCGAGUUAAUCAAAUCUAUCAGAAUUCAACCAUCCAUAAUGCAAUCGUCCCUCCACGAGCGUUCAUCAUAUUUGCUUUUCGUCAAAUAUGCCUUUGGCAGAUGUGAUUCAACGUUUCAUUGCGCAGAUUGGGAACCACUGGGGCCCUUCUGUAAAUGCAGCUUGUGAAGAAUAUUUUGAGUCAUGCCAUGCAACGGUACCAGAGCCACUGAAUCCCAUUUACGCCUCCCAGAAAAAUAUCAAGUACGGAGAGCAUGAACGCCAUCGAUUAAAUGUGUACUGGCCACAAAGCAUAGCAAAGACAGAAAGACUCCCCGUUGUCGUCUAUUUCCAUGGUGGCGCUUUUAAAGGGGGUGACAAUGAAAUUACCCCGCAUUUGCAUGCAAAUAUUGGAAAAUUCUUCGCGUCCAACAACAUGAUUGGGGUCCUGGGUACGUAUCGUCUACUACCCGAGGCUCGAUUUCCUGAUGGAAUAGAAGAUGUCACUUCGGCGCUACAAUGGAUAAAGGCCAACGUUCAUCAUUACGGAGGUGAUGCAGACGACAUCUUUGCCAUUGGCCAAAGCGCUGGGGGGGGCCAUCUGGCCAUGGCGUUAUUUUCUGGCCGAUUACAACAACAGAACGCGAUGCCUAGGGGGGUUAUGCUGCAAAGUGCAGCUCUACACUAUGAUCUGUCGCAGGAACCACGCAGGUUGAGUAUGAUUGAUUACUAUGCCACCCACGACUUGGACAGGAUUAUGGCACAGUCUGCGAUGGGGUUGUUCAGUGAGCUGGUCACCGUGGAGACCAGAAUGCCAAAGUUAUUCGUGACUAUUGCGGAAUUUGACUUCAAAGAGUGCGUGCAAGGGAACCUGAAACUGAUGCAUGCCUUUUCAGAACGGAUGGGAUAUCUUCCAGAGUAUCAAGUUCUGCAGGGGCAUAAUCAUGUUAGCUAUUGUUUGUCAAUUGGAUUACAGGGGGAUGAAGUUGGCCCGAGAAUCGUGAAGUGGGUCAGAGAAUGUUUGGGUACAAACUCACUUGGUUAGAUAUCCAGUC
Messenger RNA from Aspergillus caelatus, 1275 nucleotides. RefSeq names its product alpha/beta hydrolase. The coding region runs from base 330 to 1265 and encodes 311 amino acids. The record is from RefSeq and is a predicted model, not a curated record. The transcript is spliced from 4 exons. Lineage: Eukaryota; Fungi; Ascomycota; Eurotiomycetes; Eurotiales; Aspergillaceae.